Gilbertella persicaria is the source of this 1006-nucleotide messenger RNA. RefSeq lists its product as uncharacterized. The record is from RefSeq and is a predicted model, not a curated record. The transcript has 5 exons. Bases 360 to 920 code for a protein of 186 amino acids. Lineage: Eukaryota; Fungi; Mucoromycota; Mucoromycetes; Mucorales; Choanephoraceae.
UUUAGGAUCAGAAAAAAGACCUUGGCGAUAUUCCACUGACAGCCCGUGCCUUACUAGAUUUCAAUAACAACAAUGGACCUGUUGAUCUUUUUGCUUUGCAAUUACUGGAUAAGUGGCAGUCAGAAGGAGACUUGAGCUUAGAUGAACAACUUCAACUCCGAUUAAGCAUCUCAAGAAUCUUGGAUACAAUUGACAGAAAGAAUCCUUUACUUUCCAAAGUUCCAAAAGAGAUAUUGUCUCAACAUAACACAUCGUUUCAAGAAAACGACAUUAAUCUAGAUGAUGAAGUCUCAAAUUUCUUCAGAAAUCUUAAAGAGGAAAACACAACAAAAAGCAGGAAAGAUCUAAUAGUGUACGUUAUGCAGGCAAAGUUAGAUGCUUGGCGAGGUGAAAAUGAAGACCUUAAGAAAGUCAUUGAAAUAUACGAGUAUCUACUUCUAAACCUUAACGAGAUUAACAAGAUUGACAAGACAUCUUCAGAGUUAGAAUGCUUCUUUCCCACUUACAAUAUCUUGAACAUCUUGUUCCGUAAUACAGAUGUCAAGAUUGUUAUUGGUGAAAAAGGAUGCAAUGUGACAAAAACUGCUCGUAUGUUGAGUGAAAAAUCUACUACUUUUAAAAAGCCAUCAAAUGUAUAUGGAAGAAAAAUAGAUUUGAUGCUUAUGCAUGGCGAUACAGUUCUUUGUUGUGCAGAGUGGAAAUCAAUGUCUGCUUCUAUAGCCAUGAUUAAGAAGCAAUUCGUAAAGAAUCUUCGUGUGAAUAAGUGUGUCCUCUUUGACUUGUGUCAAAAACUGAAUGAUGAUGGGGCUGAAAUACUAGCUAUGGAUUGGCGUGGCAAGUAUAUAUUACUACACAUUGAUAUAGGUAUCUCAUCUUUUCUUAGGAUUGCUUGGGUAUGUUUAUACUAUGAAGAAGAUUGACAAGAUUGUAGUCACCAAAAAAGUAUGUGACCUGUUUCUUCCUCAAGAAUAUUGGGAGUUUGGAGACUUUUGUGAUGCAGUCAAGU